CAGCAUUGAAACAUGCUCCAAUGACGCACAGCGACCGCUCUCUCUGGGUGGUGUUUUCUCUCUGCGCAGUGUUUUGGGAAACGCAUGAUCCAUCUUCGACUGUUGAAUGAAAGAUGCGUCGUUAAAACACUCUUGGUGAUACGCAUUUUGAAGAAGAAUGUUGAUGUUGUUGAAGAGGAAGACUCAGUGGUAAACAAACUCCAAAUCGUGUAAUUUGCUUGUCCUGGCUGAAGACUGAGUGAAGGAUCAUGGGUAACACAGGUGACCGGAUGUCCGGUGAUCGCCAUGGCGCUAAGGCCCAUCGAUCAGACAGCAGAGGCAGCGACAAAGACCAUGAGCCCAGCAAGAUGGUGGACAGCACAGACGAUCCUAACAUCUUCAACACACACGGACUGGGGUCCUCCAAGGCGUCGGACAAGGAGGAGCCUGACCUGGAUGACUUGGUGAAGACGGGGCCUCAGUCCAGACCUACAGUCAUCCGCUGGGCCGGAGGAGGGAAGGAGGUCUACAUCGCGGGCUCCUUCAACAACUGGGGCAACAAGAUCCCCCUCAAUAAGAGCCACAAUGACUUUGUAGCGAUCCUGGACUUGCCAGAGGGAGAGCACCAGUACAAGUUCUUUGUGGACGGACAGUGGGUCCAUGACCCCUCAGAGCCAGUGGUGACCAGCCAGUUGGGCACCAUCAACAACCUGAUCGAGGUGAAGCAGUCGGACUUUGAGGUGUUCGAUGCUCUGCAGGUGGACUCUCUGGAGUCUACCGACACCUCAGAUCUGUCCAGCUCCCCUCCAGGGCCCUAUGGACAGGAGCAGUACAUGUUUAGGCCUGAGGAACGCUUCAAAGCCCCGCCCAUCCUCCCCCCACACCUCCUCCAAGUCAUCCUCAACAAGGACACCAACAUCUCUUGCGACCCAGCCUUGCUGCCUGAACCCAACCACGUGAUGCUCAACCACCUUUAUGCUCUCUCAAUAAAGGAUGGCGUGAUGGUGCUCAGUGCGACUCACAGAUAUAAGAAGAAGUACGUCACAUCUCUGCUCUACAAGCCCAUCUAACCUGUCUGUGUAGGCGCAGAGUGCUAUAGAGGGCGGCAUGUUAACACUGUACUGGGUUUAACCAUCGUGUAGCUGAGAUUGCACUAAACUAACAGUUUACUGAUGAGACUGGGGGCAAAUCUCAAAGGACACCCUUUUCCUUGUCCAGUGACCUACAGGGCUCCACAAAGGGCUCAAAGUAAUGCACUCGAUGGGGAAUAGGGUUUCAUUUGAGUCUCAGCGUGUGACCCUCACAAGGGAAAAUACUUAGCAUUCACAGUUUGAUAGCGAUAAGAAAAGGGACUGAGAAGGAGACUACUGUGUGUGUUUGCGUGGAGCACUUCUUUGCAUGUGGGCGUGUAGAAAGAACAUUUAGUUCCAUAAAAAAUAAGAAGGUUUGAAGAAAAGCCCUGAUGGAACUUGGAAAUGCAUAUAAUCAAGAUUAUGUUUUAUUAAAUGAGCUUUUAAGAGAUAUGAACACGGAAAGAGGGCCGUUGAAUGUCGCUGGCUUGGCUUAUGGUACUCUCCCAUUCUUUCUCCAUAUUAUUACUGUAGUUGGACAUGACUGGAGUAACUGCAGGGUCUUCCUGGUUUGGUCCCAAUGGGUCGAUGACCACUAAUGGAACCGUGAUAUGCAGUUGGAUAGGCUGUAAAUUCAACUGAAUUAUAAUGAAGUCAAAGUAUAACAAAGGAUGGGAAUUAUAUCAUAUAGCCCGUUUAAGCCUAUCACACUGGCCAAAUUAACUUUGUUUCCACGUCAUUUCAAUGUUAGGACGCCUGUGCUCAUUGGGAUAUGAUUCACACUUUUGAAAAAUGUGAAAAUCCCUUUAGAGUAUAUUAACGAGGGGUUCUCGUUGUGGAAUGUUGGGCCGUGGCUGUAGACCUGUGCUUAGUGCUUUAUGUCUUUAUGACACGGUGAUGCAAGCACUUGAGUUACCCACCCAUGUGUCCCCAACAAAUGCUUUAAGCAGGACUGUUGACAUAAGCUUUUAACUAUGCAGGUAUACGGAAAAAUAUUGCACAGUAGCUUUAUGUUGGACCUCUGUGUCCAAGCUGCAUUUUCUAGGCCUAGAUACAGUAAUGGCUGUGCUACGUGUUUCUCUCUCUAGCCCAUUUUCUAUUUAUCCAAUAGGAAUCUAUUUGUCUGUGUGCCAUAUUUAUAGCUUACACUCCCAAAUACUGGUUUGUCUUGAAUGUUGUGGAGCAAUUGAAUGUCUAGUACGAACAGUUUACUGUAGAAUAUGUGGUGGAUUUUAUGGAUUUCAAUCAAGAUUCAAAAUGUCAUUCAGUAAAGUAUAAAAUGGCCAAUAUGGAAUGUGAAAAAGCGUAAUUUACUUUCAUCAAGAUUGUUUAAAUUUGAGUGUUCUGUGAAUCAAACUUCACAUUUUUACCCAUACACCAUUUCAUAUUUGUAGAUGUAAGAGUACUGUACCUGUUGCUUGUGAUACCAGUAAUCAAUGUGGGCUGAUAUGUAGGUAUAUACUCCAAAGAGAAUAUAAAAUAUAUAUAUAUAAUGAGAUUUUAUUUGAAAAAACUGAGUAAAGAAAUUAUUACUGAUAGCCAUAGCUCACUCUGAGACGAUACACUGCAACACCUUCCUAAUAUUGAGUUACACCUUGCUUUGCCCUCAGCCUCAAUUCGUCAGGGCAGGGCCAUGGACUAUACAAGCUGUCAAGUGUUCCACAGGGAUGCUGGCCCAUGUCGACUCCAAUGCUUCUCACAGUUGUGUAAAGUUGGCUGGAUGUCUUUUGGGUGGUGGACCAUUCUUGAUACACACAGGAAACUGCUGAGUGUGUAAAACCCAGCAGCGUUGCAGUUCUUGACACACUAAAACCGGUGUGCCUGGCACCUACUACCAUACCCAGCUCAAAGCUACUUAAAUAUUUUGUCAGACCCAUUCACCCUCUGAAUGGCACACAUACACAAUGUCUCAAGGCUUAAAAAUCCAUCUUUAACCGGUCUCCUCCCCUUCACCUACACUGAUUUGAAGUGGAUUUAAUAAGGGAUUAUAGCUUUCACCUGGUCAGUUUGUCAUGGAAAGAGCAGGUGUUCCUAUUGUUUUGUACACUCAGUGAACGAUAUGUUAUAUUCUGGAACUUGAUUAGGUCAAAUCAAAACUUGAAUUUUAAAUCUGUUAGCUAACAUGUUUUUUUCUUCUCCAAAAUGCUUUGCAGCAUCAUUGUAAGUCAAGUACUGUAGAAGGUUGUUUCAGUUUGCAAAUAAAAAGGGGAGACAUGUUGACUCAAAAGUA
Molecule: messenger RNA, 3279 nt
Organism: Oncorhynchus kisutch (coho salmon)
Lineage: Eukaryota; Metazoa; Chordata; Actinopteri; Salmoniformes; Salmonidae
Product: 5'-AMP-activated protein kinase subunit beta-2
Exons: 9
Coding region: 249-1049 (266 amino acids)
Biological process (GO): signal transduction
Cellular component (GO): cytoplasm; nucleotide-activated protein kinase complex; nucleus
Molecular function (GO): protein kinase binding
Source: RefSeq, a predicted model, not a curated record